Messenger RNA from Psylliodes chrysocephalus, 2393 nucleotides. The record is from the annotation of a GenBank genome assembly. NCBI's taxonomy places the organism in Eukaryota, Metazoa, Arthropoda, Insecta, Coleoptera, Chrysomelidae.
GGGCCAUGUUGUUGGGCUGCGGUGGCUAAAUACCUAAAGGGUGGCGGCCAAAAAACUAAAAGAAGAAGAACUUGGGGGUUUAAAAAAAUAAAUAAAAAAUGGAAGAUUGUGGUAGAAGUCUAUGAAAAAAUAAUAAUGCACCGCUUGUCUCAAAAUAAUACGAAUAUUCCGCAAGAUACAGCUCCUGAUCCACUUGUUAUUGUUAAAGUGGAACAACCGGAUAUUGAAGGAGAAAACAUAUCGUCGGAACCCCUAACUCAGGUGAAGGAUAUUCGUAAAGUUCAAGUCUCAGAUUAUUCUAUAAAUGAUAUUCAUAUAAUUACGAUUAAACAAGAAGUAGACAGUGAUGUAAACUCAAUUAAAACUGAACUCUUAUCCGAUCAGUUUGACUUGUCUGUUAAAAGUGAAGUUAAUACACUUAAUACCGACCAAGACUAUUUGAAUCAACCUUCUAGUAGUAAGCAAGAACUAGAAUUAGAUGAAUCUCCUAAAGAUAUUGCGAGAAAGUAUAUUAGUAAGAAGCAUACUUGUCCUGUCUGCAAAAAAAAUUUUCAAACAAAAAAAUCCAGAAAAACACACUUCAAUCGUCAUUUUGGAAAAAAGAGCGUUAAUUGUUCCUUUUGUGGCACAGCCUGUAUUACUAGAAAAGAAUUUUUAAAUCACUACAUUGCACACCAACCAAAAUGGAAUAAGAAAAAUAAUACAAAAAAAAGAAGCAAUGCAAAUGACACGAUUUUGAUAAAAGAGGUUUUGAAAGUUAAUGUACAAAAAUCUCCCACAUGUGACAUUUGUAAAAAAACAUUUUCCCGGAAUCAAUCCCUCAACCAUCAUCGUCGAAUUCAUACUGGUGAAAAACCAUUUAAAUGUGACAUUUGCUUUAAGAAUUUUUCACAAAACUACAGUUUAAAAAGACACAUACAAAGACACGCAAAAAACUUCGAAUCCAUUGAACAUGACUUAGAAGAUAAAUCGUUAAAUUGUAAAAUAUGUUUUAAAGUUUUUUCACAUACUUAUAAAUUAAAACGACACAUGCUGUGUCAUGUCAAAAAACCAGAUCAAGAUGUAAAACCGUUCAUGUGUGAAAUAUGUUCAAAUCAAUAUAUGUCCAAACAUUCUUUAGACAACCAUUUAAAGACACACACAGGAGAUAGGCCAUUUGCUUGUGAUUUUUGUGAUAGAAGGUUUUUUAGAAAAAAACUCUUGAAGGACCAUCUAUUAAUUCAUUCUGGAAAGAGACCAUUUGAAUGUGAACUUUGCUCUAAAUCGUUUACGCAAAGAUCUAAGUUGAACACGCACAUGAAGAUGCACGAAGAAGAUAAACCUUUUAAGUGCGAUAUUUGUUUCAAAGGUUUUGUAGCAAACUGUAGGUUGACUAAACAUAUGUUAAUACACAGAGACACUAAACGCUUUAAAUGUGUUUACUGUCCAAAACAGUUUAUUGAGAAAAGAAAUUUAGAUGCACAUAUUUUACUUCACGAUGGCAAAAAACCUUUUAAAUGUGAUAUUUGUUCUAAGGCCUUUACGUGGAAACAUAAUUUAAAUCAUCAUAUGAAAAUACAUAAUGAAGAAUCUUUUAAGUGUGAUAUUUGUCUCGAACAUUUUCCUAGAUAUCAUAUUUUGAAAAAUCACAUUCGUACUCAUUCUGAUUUGUGAUGUCUGUUUAUAUAUUUAACAAUUACCGAAUGCUGGUAUUUAUAAUAAUCUUAGAAUUAUUUAAUGGAAACACAUUGGAUUAAUCCUGACUAAAGAAUACAAACCUAAAUGUCGCUUUUACAGGUUAUAAAAAGCUUAAACAAAAUGUCUGAGGCCGAAAGCAAAUAUGUCUCAAGUUGUUGGAAAAUGGGAUUAUGAAUUUAUUGUGAAAUAUUUCUUCAGCUAUUUCCCCAGUAUUAUACAGCAUAAUCUUCAGUUCUGUAUAGCAAAAAAAAUACCAAAUUUUAAAUGACACCAAAUACUGUACAUUCAAUGAAUUUGAAAAUUUUAAUCUCUGCUCUCUUUUAAAAAAGUAAAUAUUAAUGAUAGGAGCUAUUUUUAAGAUAGAAAAACAUACAGUUAAAAAUAUCGAAAUUAACAAAAUGUUCAUGGUGCUGGUGAACCAUAGUCAUCUGAUGUUGGAUACGGCCCUGAUUUGUCUCAAAUAUCUAUUGAAUGAAGCAAUCUCCUACACCAAGUAAAUACGAGGAAGAACAUUUAAUCACAUAAUAACAUAAAUGGCGUUAUUCCUAAUAAUUGUGAUGUCCACAUAAUUGGUAGUGAAUAUUUUUAUAAGUUAGAUUAGUUGUAUUUUUCUCUUUAACCAAGAAUAAAUACAGUCAUCUUGAAGAAAACAAGCUGUGUAGAACAAUGUAUGUAAUUUGAGUAUAAGAAAAAUGUAAUAUAUUAAUUUGUCAUAA